AUCGAUUUACAUAUAGGUAGGUAGAUAUCUACUAAGAAUAAAAAGGGAAAUUAGUAGAUAGGUAGGCAAAUACAAAAUCCCCUCGACAGACAACUAAAGAGGACAUGAUGAUUACAACAUUUAGUAGUUAUUAAAAUAAUGGUUAACCUAGGCGUCCCUUUAACUUGGAUGAGUUUCCAGUCUUACCGAACAUAUAGGUACAUUCCGGCUACUGACCACCCGUUAUUACAGCCGAAACAUCUUGACGAUCGAUGCUUUCCAAAGCACGAAGGAAUUCUGAAUGAGCGCUUAACUUUUGAUCGAACUCUUGCUUCUAAGCCGAUAACUAAUCAAUAGAUAAAUAUACGAGAACUGAAUAUUUCAUUUGCCUAAUAUUUAAUACAAUUAGCAUAUUAUCAGCACGUGUUAGAUUGUCAGACAGGGUGCGGUUCGCCUUGUCUUUUAUUCAUGACAAACUGAUCUGUAUGACCUAAACUUGUCAGCCCAGACUAUUAUGUGUACCUACGUUAAAUUGGUUAGUUUGAUAUGGCACAAUUCUAAACGAUGUAGUCGGACAAAUUUGUACCUAACCAUGGUACAUGGACCUACCUACAUAGGUACAUCAUUCCGUUAUUCAGUAAAUGGGACAAAUAAGCAAACCAGAACGAUUUCUAGGCAAUAAUUACAUUCGUCACGCUGUCCCCACGGGGCAAGCCAAGUGCAUCGUCACACUAACUGCAAUUCAUUUGUACGUGCAUUAGUGGUUGGUCUUUGCAUUCAUUUGUGCUUAAAAUGUAUUAUUUUGAUAAACACGUCAUUUUAAUUCUCUGCGCUAUGGUAGUGGCCAAGGCAGAGCGGUGGUAUUCCGCGACUAUCAUUGAAAGGAGAGACUCUUAUCACAAUUCGUCAAAUACAGAUUUUAGACCCAGUUACAUCCAAAAUAAUGAGCAUAAUUUCAUGCCUUUAGUGUUAAUUGAUCCCAAAAAAUCUGAAUUUAAACGCAACGAUUAUUUUACGGCAUCAGACUCUCAUAAUGGCGACAUAAGGAGUGAUAACAAUGCCCCUUUAAAUCCUUCUGAUCGGAUACUAAAUUUCAAUAAUUCAAUAGAAAAUAUAAACGUACUGCAUAGAAUACGACCAAAAAGGAAACUUGUUCGGAAAAAGUGUCCGGCAGUGAAACCGAGACUAUCGAAGCAGUUAAAUUCAAAACCGAAAUCUAAGACGAGGUUUUUAGAAGUGUUUCAGGUAGUGGAAUUCGAUCAUGUGUCGUGUGUAUCCAGCAGUGGUUUAGAAGGAACGUGUCUGCCUGAAGCUGAGUGCAUCGAAUCUGGCGGAUCUACAAUGGGGACUUGUGCUGACGGAUAUGGAACGUGUUGUGUUACUCAAUUUGCGUGUGAUGAUCGAUCAGCGGCAGAAUCGGGCUGGUUCACUAAUCCGGACUUCCCUUCACCAAGCACUGAACGGUUGUCUUGUGCUUUCGCCUUGGACAAAGCUUCUGAAGACGUAAAACAGAUACGUUUAGACUUCUCUAAUUUCGAGCUACUUCCACCAACAGAUGGAUCAUGUCAAUAUGACCAGUUCAUUGUUUCAGGACAAAAUAUCAAUAACAUAAUACCCAUACUUUGCGGAAUCAAUUCCGGUCAACAUGUGUAUAUUGAAGUCGGUGACGUCGAAGGGCCAAUUUAUUUAACAUUCCAAACCGUAUCUUCCGACAGCAGACUUUUUUCUAUAAAGGUAACGCAAUUGACGUCGUCCGAUGAGCUCGCGGCGCCUUCAGGCUGCUUACAAUAUUACACAGAACCUCAAGGCUACUUGGAAUCUUUCAACUAUCGAGAUAAAUCUGACAUCGUCAUUGCAAAAACACCAAGUUAUUUAAACAAUCUCAAUUACGCUAUGUGCAUUGAGCGUAAGGCAGAAACUUGCAGCGUGACAUACACCAACACGGGUACCAUGGAGAUAGUCAAUUACGACACAUAUGGAUUACCAGUUAUUCCUCCGGGACAGGCAGGAGUGGAAAUCCUAAACUGUCCCAAUGACUGGUUGCUCAUAACUGCUACGAGGCUUUGCGGAGACCGCCUCAAUGACGGAUCCGUGUUUCAGGAUUUUACUGUAGAUGCACCUAUUACAGAUAAUAAUGCAGGACCUAUUGUAGUAUGGUUUCAUUCUGAUGAAUCCUAUGUUGGCGAUGGCUUCAAGCUGAUGUAUCAACAGAAUCCAUGCAAUACUUAACAUUAAAAUAAUAACAAAAUAAUUAUAAUCCCAAAAAUGCAUUUAUUGAUCCCUUAAUAAAAUAUUUGUGUACUUAAUACUGUUAUGAAUAUGACUUAGUUCAAUUAUGAAUAUUGUUAUCUCUUGAAAAAUAAAAGUGAAAAAAAAACUUAUAAAAA
Molecule: messenger RNA, 2366 nt
Organism: Helicoverpa zea (corn earworm)
Lineage: Eukaryota; Metazoa; Arthropoda; Insecta; Lepidoptera; Noctuidae
Exons: 8
Coding region: 772-2208 (478 amino acids)
Source: RefSeq, a predicted model, not a curated record